Colossoma macropomum (tambaqui) is the source of this 999-nucleotide messenger RNA. RefSeq names its product reprimo, TP53 dependent G2 arrest mediator homolog 3 (gene rprm3). Lineage: Eukaryota; Metazoa; Chordata; Actinopteri; Characiformes; Serrasalmidae. The transcript has a single exon. The coding region runs from base 199 to 447 and encodes 82 amino acids. The record is from RefSeq and is a predicted model, not a curated record.
UAAUGACAGAAGGAGCGAAACCCCCCAGCUGAAGGGCCACCUCACGCCUUCUAACCUAACACCCAACGGCUGGAACUUCCACUCCGUCUUGGAUCAUGCGCACUCCAGAGCUCCAGUGCGCUUAAAGGCAAACCCGAAGUUCGAGAAGUCUUGGGGGUCUCGAGGUAGGGGGCUUAACUCAGUUUCCCAGCUUUAGGUAUGAACGUGUCUCACGGACUGCUGGCUCCAGCCAUGGCGGGGUCUCGCGUGCCCUUGGCGGACGAGCGCGAGCAGUUCCUCGGGCGCCUCGUGCAGAUCGCCGUGCUCUGCGUGCUCUCUCUGACCGUCAUCUUCGGCGUCUUCUUCCUCGGCUGCAACCUGCUCAUCAAGUCCGAGAGCAUGAUGAACCUGCUGGCCGACGACCGGAGACCCUCCAAAGAAGCGGAGAUCAUCAUGAUCGCGGCGUGAGGGGAUCCAGGAGGACUUGUAGCGCUCAGGAUGAUUCACGGACCUGAAAAGUGGAGAAGAGCUGAACUUUGCUUCUCUCUGAGCCCCGAGGAGGAGCAGGAGGAGGAGGUGGAGGAGGACAUGGACGUGGACUUGUUGAGCUUUAGCGUCAUCCCUGUUUCAGGACUGCCAAAAUACCAAAUGCAUGCUGAAGUAAGAGUGAUGUUUUUUAAUAAACCACGAUGAAUAUAGACGUCCGUGUAGUGUAAUCAGUUACUUUUUGAAGCAAACUCUUCAAAAUAAGGGUGUCACAAGAGGACAUAGAACAUAAACACUUUUGGUUCCCCAAAGAACCAUUUUUGUAAGUGAGAUGGCUGUGAAGAAGCUUUUAAACGUUUAAAGAAGGGCUGGGCGAUAUGACAGUAUAUAUCAUUAUCGUGAUGAAUUGACACGAUACAAUAGAGAAUGCUACAAAGCCCUGCUGGUGACAUCCCGUAUAAAUAAAAAUAAUGCGUGGCCACAACUUAGUAAGGCAUGGGAACAGGGUAAUUAAGUUGCAGCCAUGACUUAUCA